AUGUAUCUCAAUAGACGUCGGCGGGCGAAUAAUUCAGAAACGACGACGGAGCCAUAUGACAUAGCAAUGUCAUUGGUCGGUGGCGACACAGCUUCCACUAGCACGACGUUGUCCAAUGUGAACUGGAUCUGGCUCAAACGAUUAAAACUAGACAAGUCCACUCUCCUCAACGUCUGCAAGGAGAUAUUUCAGCGGCUGUGGGAUGUGAGUCGUGAAAUGCCUGAAGUUCAUUUCACACUAAUAAACAAAUUCGGACGACGACGACGACUAGACUCGAGAAAGGACACUUCAGUCGAGAGAGGCAAAGAGAACAUGCCUCCACCAACACCAAUCAUGUCAUCGUCUUUGGUUAUAGGGAAGACUGAGGGAUGUGCCAUGGCAACCGUCGGGAGUGGAUUCCAUGGCAGUAUUGCCAGCCCACUCCCAUUCCAUCAAACCCACUAUCAGUCCGACAUCAGUGACGGCAACGCUAUUCCCUUUGGUAUUCCCUUCAUCCCAUUCAUCCGAUUGACCUCAGCCUCUCGAAACGCCACACCAACGAUUGCCGGUUGUGUAAACCACAUGAGUCUUGAAUUGUGUUUGUUUGCUCCUUUCCUCACCUACCCCAUCCCAUAA
Messenger RNA from Mesocestoides corti, 615 nucleotides. NCBI's taxonomy places the organism in Eukaryota, Metazoa, Platyhelminthes, Cestoda, Cyclophyllidea, Mesocestoididae. The record is from the annotation of a GenBank genome assembly.